AUGCAGCAGCUGGUCCAAAUUGCCCCCACCGCCACAUGCUCUUGGGCAGCUUUAACUUGGUGCGGUCUCUUUUGGUUUUGGGAGGAAUAUUUUGGUGCUGUGCGAUCCAUCCUAGGGUGGCCAACAUUCCCAGGCGGAGUCAAGGUUUGGCUGCUGUCGCCUUUGCUUGCCUGGAGAGGAGAAGGAAGACAACGGCGAGACGAUCAGGCAGCUGUAACCGUUGAUCAAAACGGAAAGGAAAAGCGAAGAAGGAAAGAAGAGCAGCUGGGCGUAGUUAUUAGUGAAGCGAUCCGUGGAGGAUGGGAGGACGAAUGCAGUGAUGGACGAGUAAAGAAAAGCAGAUGGAGAAAAGUGACGGCGAGGACAGACGCGGACGCGGACGCGGUGAUAAAAUGGAGCGGCGUAGAUAGAGUAGCAGCAGUACUAGUACGAGUGGCCCACGGGGACUGGGGGCAGGCAGAGAAGAUAGGGGCGUGGCGUCCAAAGGAACUGGGGCUGGGGAAGCACAAGCAUCUUGAUGGGGCCAUGAGGCACAAGCUGCUCAAGGAUGUUUCCAAAAUGAUAACCUCGGGGUCGAACGGGAUUUCCAGCGAGAAAUCUAGUAGAUCAAAGUCCAGGAAUCUUGCUGCCAGAUCAAAAAUCAAGGAUGCUUUCUCCUUUGUUGAGCUAAACAAUGACACAUCCAAAAAGAGAGGAUCUCAUACACAAAGAUAUCAACUAAAGGACUUGUCAUGGAGAUCAACGGAUACUGCUGUUGAUGGGAAGGAGAGCCAAGGCCAGGAAGUAGCACAAGAGGAGAAUCCCAAGUCCUGUGAACUUGAAUAUGGAAGCUAUUGCCUCUGGUCUGUUGAGCAUAAGGAAGAGAUGAAAGAUGCUAUUGUGAAGAGGCUUAAAGAUCAACUGUUUAUGGCCAGAGCCUAUUAUCCUAGUAUUGCAAAACUGAAGCACCAGGAAAGAUUUACACGUGAGUUGAAGCAACAUAUCCAAGAACACGAACGCAUGCUCAGUGACACCAUUGCAGAUGCUGAUCUUCCACCAUUUUUCACAAAGAAGCUAGAGAAAAUGGAAGGCACAAUUGAGAAAAUCAAGUCUUGUGAAGUAGGCUGCUCCAAUGUUGAACGGAAACUUAGGCAGCUACUCGAUCUAACUGAAGAUGAAGCUUAUUUCCAUACAAGGCAGAGUGCAUUUCUCUAUCAUCUCGGGGUCCAGACUAUGCCAAAAACUCACCAUUGUUUGAGCAUGAGAUUGACAGUAGAGUAUUUCAAAUCUGUAUCUCCUCAAAGGGAGCUAUUAAAUAAGCAGAAAUUUGAAGACCCUGCCUUCUAUCACUAUGUAAUGUUCUCCAGGAAUGUACUUGCAGCUUCGACUACUAUCAAUUCAACAGCCAUGAACUCCAAGGAUUCUGGCAGCGUUGUUUUCCAUGUAUUCACCGACACCCAGAAUUUUUAUGCAAUGAAGCAUUGGUUUGACAGGAACUCAUAUUUGGACGCUAAUGUCCACGUGACUAACAUUGAGGAUCACAACAAGCUCUCUAAGGAUGUUGAAUCUCUUGAGAGGCAACAAUUAUGGCCUACAGAGGAAUUUCGUGUCACGUUUCGUAAUCAUUCUCAGCCUCUCCGGAGGCAGAUGAAAACUGAGUACAUAUCUGUUUUUGGCCAUUCACAUUUCCUCUUGCCUGAUCUUCUUCCUAGCUUGAAUAGAGUAGUUGUUCUAGAUGAUGAUAUGAUUGUCCAGAAAGACUUGUCAUCUCUUUGGAACCUCAAUAUGGGAGACAAAGUAAUAGGUGCUGUACAGUUCUGUGGAGUUAGAUUAGGUCAGUUGAAAGCUUAUGUAGAGGAAAACAAUUUCGACGCGGAUUCAUGCGUGUGGUUCUCUGGUCUGAAUGUAAUUGAAUUGGAGAAAUGGAGAGAUCUUGGCAUUACCAGCUUGCAUGAUCAAUCACUUCAGAAGGAUAGUUCGGUAUCACAUAGACUUGAAGCACUCCCUACAGGUUUACUUGCCUUUCAAGACCUGAUAUAUCCUUUGAAAGGUUCAUGGGUUCAGUCCGGUCUUGGAUACGAUUAUGGAAUUAGCCGUGUCGAUAUAGAAAAGGCGGCUGCUCUGCACUACAAUGGUGUCAUGAAACCUUGGCUUGAUUUGGCAAUACAUGAUUACAAGAGCUACUGGAGAAAGUAUAUGACUAAUGGGGAGAGGUUCAUGGCAGAAUGCAAUAUACAUUAA
Messenger RNA from Triticum turgidum subsp. durum (durum wheat), 2220 nucleotides. Lineage: Eukaryota; Viridiplantae; Streptophyta; Magnoliopsida; Poales; Poaceae. The record is from the annotation of a GenBank genome assembly.